AUGGAGCCUAAAGAUCACUACCGCUGUUCCUCCGCCUAUGCGCAGCAUGAUCACCACCUCCUCCACCCAUGGCCAUGGUCUGCUGCAUCUUCCAGCCGCUACAACCACACCACGCCGGCCGACACUGCUCCCUACUCAGCCUCGUCGUUGAGCCGCACCGCCCCGCUCUUCGGACCGCAGCUUCAUUUCUUCGGCGGCGCCCUUGACGACAACGACCAUGCCAGCUACCGCCAGCGGGAGGAGGACAGAAGCAGCAGCAGCAUCGACAUUAUUAUGUCCACCUCCACCUCCACCACCACGAGCAGUAGUGAUUCUUCAUCAGCACUAGCGCCGGAGCAGCUGGCCCAAGUAAGGAGAGCGCCGCCGGCACAGACAGUCCAGGAAAUGCAACCCGACGUCGUGCUGGAAAAAGGAGGACCACCAAGCUGCAACAGCAGCCACCUGCAGGCGCCGCUGAUGAUCGGCGUGCGGAAGCGGCCGUGGGGCAAGUACGCGGCGGAGAUCCGAGACUCCACGCGCAACGGCGCCCGCGUGUGGCUCGGCACCUUCGACACCCACGAGGCUGCCGCGCUCGCCUACGACCAGGCCGCCUUCGCCGUGCGCGGUCCCGCCGCCGUGCUCAACUUCCCGGUCGAGCGCGUGCUAGAGUCUCUCCAUGCGCUGGGGCUCAGCACCGCCGCAGGGGACUCUCCCGUGCAGGCACUGAAGCGGCGCCACUGCAUCCGCAGGCGCUCGCCCAAGAGCAAGAAGACGGCGUCACCGCCGGGUAAGGAACAGACGACGACUAGUCGUGGCAAGCAAAAGCAGCAGCAGCAGUGCGUGAUUGAGCUGGAGGAUCUGGGAGCCGACUACUUGGAGGAGCUGCUCGCGUUAUCGGAUUCACCCAUUUAGAUACACAUAGAUUCGUGCUUAAUUGUGUCCAAAUCGAUAUCAAUGCAUGAAUCUGGUGCGCAUGCAUGCGGUAAAUCGGGAUCAAUUAUAUAGCUCCAUGGUUCCUUAAUUUA
Phragmites australis (common reed) is the source of this 1004-nucleotide messenger RNA. RefSeq names its product ethylene-responsive transcription factor 2-like. The transcript has a single exon. Gene Ontology annotation, biological process: ethylene-activated signaling pathway; regulation of DNA-templated transcription. Bases 1 to 891 code for a protein of 296 amino acids. The record is from RefSeq and is a predicted model, not a curated record. NCBI's taxonomy places the organism in Eukaryota, Viridiplantae, Streptophyta, Magnoliopsida, Poales, Poaceae. Gene Ontology annotation, molecular function: DNA binding; DNA-binding transcription factor activity.